This is a messenger RNA of Neomonachus schauinslandi (Hawaiian monk seal), 984 nucleotides long. RefSeq names its product proline rich 7, synaptic (gene PRR7). Bases 103 to 912 code for a protein of 269 amino acids. The transcript is spliced from 2 exons. NCBI's taxonomy places the organism in Eukaryota, Metazoa, Chordata, Mammalia, Carnivora, Phocidae. The record is from RefSeq and is a predicted model, not a curated record.
AGUGACGCUGGCGGCGCCUGGGAGCGUGGCGCGGGCCCGGGGUCACGUAGAGGAGCCCAGUGUCCAGUGAAGCAGCCGAGGACCCGCCGCCCCGCCGCCGCCAUGGUUAUGUCCCAGGGCACCUACACGUUCCUCACGUGCUUCGCCGGUUUCUGGCUCAUCUGGGGUCUCAUCGUCCUACUCUGCUGCUUCUGCAGCUUCCUGCGCCGCCGCCUCAAACGGCGCCAGGAGGAGCGACUACGUGAGCAGAACCUGCGCGCCCUCGAGCUGGAGCCCCUGGAGCUUGAGGGCAGCCUCGCCGGGAGCCCCCCAGGCUUGGCACCGCCGCCACCACCGCAGCGCGGCCGCCUCGAGGCGCCGGCGCACGCGCAUCAGCACGUGCACGUUCACCCGCUGCUGCACCACGGGCCGGCGCAACCACACGCACACCCGCACGCACACCACCACGCGCUUCCGCACCCGCCGCCGGCGCACCUCUCCGUGCCGCCGCGGCCUUGGAGCUACCCGCGCCAAGCGGAAUCGGACAUGUCCAAGCCACCGUGCUAUGAAGAGGCGGUGCUGAUGGCCGAGCCGCCGCCGCCCUACAGUGAGGUGCUCACGGACACGCGCGGCCUCUACCGUAAGAUCGUCACACCCUUUCUGAGCCGCCGCGACAGCGCGGAGAAACAGGAGCAGCCGCCGCCCAGCUACAAGCCGCUCUUCCUGGACCGGGGCUACACGUCGGCGCUGCACCUGCCCAGCGCUCCACGGCCCGCGCCACCCUGCCCUGCGCUCUGUCUGCAAGCGGACCGUGGCCGCCGGGUCUUCCCCAGCUGGACCGACUCGGAGCUCAGCAGCCGCGAGCCGCUGGAGCAUGGAGCUUGGCGUCUGCCGGUCUCCAUCCCCUUGUUCGGGAGGACUACAGCCGUAUAGAGGGGCGUUCCGGGCCCCACCCGCGGACUCAUGGCCUGACUGCGGGGCUUUUUAAAUGCUUCCCUUGGACUG